This is a messenger RNA of Pelagomonas calceolata, 6662 nucleotides long. The record is from the annotation of a GenBank genome assembly. NCBI's taxonomy places the organism in Eukaryota, Pelagophyceae, Pelagomonadales, Pelagomonadaceae.
AUGGCCGACGUGAUCGACGUCGACGAGGCCGAAGCCACCGACAUCAGCACGCCCGUGCUCGAGGCGCCCGGGCUCCGCCGCCGCCGCCGCGCCACGGCGCCGGCAGCUUGGUCUUCCUUCGUGGCCGCCGAGCGCGCCAACGACGCGCGCGAGGAGCGCGACGCCGCCGCGGUCGAGCUCAACGCCCAUGCCGAUGCAUUCGAAGAAAGAGGCAGCGACGCCGAGGUGGGACACCCGGAGCACGACGAACUCGGGUUGCCCGGCGGCGACGGCGUACCCUUCCCGGUUUUCGGGCCGGGACCGCCCCCUGUAGAUAUUCCCGCCGACGAGGGCCUCGACUGGCAAGUCGACAAGGUCGCCAAGCGCACGGGCACCAAUUUCGCCGUCGGCCUCUUCGCCGGCGUCCACCUCGCGCCCGGCGGGCUCCAGCACACGCGGCCGACCUUCGAAGUGCUAGAUACCGCGAAACGAGUCAAAGACGAUUAUAGCGGACUCAGAGCGCUCGGCUUUGCGACGUCGGCCGGCGUGCUGCUCGGCGCGGCGUUCGACCGCCUUUGGGGAUUAGUAGGGUGGCUGCUCGUCCACUUCCUCACGCCGCGGCGCUUUUUGCAAGCUUUUGCGAUCGCGUGGUGCUACUCCCUGCGCGCCUUCGGGACGACGCGCCGCUUCGCGGUCUGGAACGCCGUGUCGUCGCUGUGCAUCUGCUGCGACGCCCCUCUUGGUUUACGCGUCGCGGCCCUUCUGUAUGAGGCCCGCUACUUGGUAACGCCCUACCUCUUCGGCGAAACAGAUCUCGCGACUGCCUGGGUCACGGAGAGCUACUGGGGCCUUGGCAUCAGCUUGAUCAUAAUCAUGGCCUCCGCAGCAGACAUCUGGAGAGAGUCCCUGGUGCGCUGGGCGACGGGCGGGCGCGACCCCAUGAUGCUGCUUAUGAACAACAUCUCGCCGACGUUUCCAGUCCUGUGCAUAAUGACGUUCGUCACGGUCGCGACGACGCUCGUGCCCGCCAAUCCACCGUUGAUAUGCCUCCUCUGUACGCUCGGCCCGUCGUGGCUCGCGUCGCGCGCGUCGCCGUGGAUCGGGCUCGCCGUGCACCUAUUACUACGAACAACGGAGCUCAUCGGCACGUGCCCGUGGCUCCUGACGAGGAGCCGUCCGCUGGAGCUGUACUGGGGCGAUAACCCGGGCCUGCUCUGGUGGAUCUACGGCCCAAGAGUGCGCAGCGCCUGGGCGAACCGCACGGACCACCUGGGCCUUCGCUUCGAGUCGCCGUCUGUGUGGAAAUCAGUUACGGGGACGUCGCGUCGAUGGCGUGGGGCGUCCGACAUUUGAUUUCCACACAGGUCGCCGGCGAAGCGGCGCGAGCGGCUGGCCUUCUGGAAGCGCUACAAGCGCGCCGUGCGCCUCGAGCACGGCAAGAGCCUGAAGCGGCAACAUCGCGCCACGGUCGAGGCCAUGAUCCACGACGAGGGGCUGCUGGAAGAACUGCCCGACGACGUGACUGGUUGUAUCCUCGAGUAUUUAUAUAAGCCGACGGCGGCGGACAAGCGCGACGAACGGUCCUACAAGCAAUUCCGCCGCCGGCCCAGAAACAGCAUGACGAUGGACCCGUUCGAGGCGUUCGAGGGCGGCCCCGCCAUGGGGCUGAACUUCAUGGCUGCCAUGAUGCUGCCCAUGUUCAUGAACCCGGGGCGGCUAGGAAUGUAAAAGUGUUACCGUGACUUACUACUGUGCCAAGGGGCAGUCGUCCCCGUGCUCCGUGCCCUCGAGGACGCCGGCGUGGUGGAUCAAGAGCCCGGCGCGGCGGUGCCGCCGGGAGACGCCCAAGACAUAGCCCGUCGAGUUCUCGACGAGGCGACCACACGCCGUCGGCGGUCGCUUCGUGCGGCCGCCGGCGGCGCCAAGACCCGGCCGGCGUCGAGGACGCCGGCGUGGUGGAUUAAGAGCCCGGCGCGGCGGUGCCGCCGGGAGACGCUGACAACGGUCCCGUCCCGGAGUCCGGAAGGGCGCGCGAACCGUCACCGCGCUCGCCGUGGUGCUACAUAUCCCUCUCAUCCCGCGGCGUUCGGGUGAAUCGCUGCUCCCCCCCCCUGACUGUAACAAAAAAAAAUCCAUAGUCGUCCACAAUUAGUUCCUAGGCGGCCACUCGUCCACCAGCACGCACCCCCGCUGGACGACGACGCCGCGGCGCCGGCAGGCCGCGAGGACGGCCUCCCCGUCGGCGCCCGGCUGCGCGAAGACGAAGCGGACGCCCCGGUCGGCCAGGACGUCGACCUGGCGCGCGCCGAUGCGGGGCGACACGCACACGUCGACGGCGUCGAGGGCACCGCGCAGGGCGCGAACGUCGCGCCCCUGGUACCAAGCAGGGGGCAGCCUCCGAUCCAACGACGUGGACGCCUGAUUGCACGAAGGCGACGAGUUCGAGUGCUUUGGCGUCUCUGCGCGAUUUCUCGAACGCCGCGCGCCGCCGUCGACGCCGCGCUCCGAUGCGCCCAGUGGAGGUGAUUUGCCCUGCAAGCUGCGGUUAGGCGUGGACGAAGCCAGUGCGCGCGCGCGUAUCAACGCGAGAGAUUGUCCUCGUGGUCUUGUGUGGGCCUGGACCACGCGCAGUCGCUGGGCGACGCUGCCCUUUUGAGAGCAUCUCCCUGGCAAAACCGGAGAUGCUAGUGGCUGCUAGCGCCCGCUCUGCAGCGCUAGAGGUUCAAAGAGUACCACUACCACGAGCCUGGCGCGGCCCACGCUCGCGAUGGCGACGUGGGGCAACCGAGUUUGAGGUUCGGGUUGCGCAAACACGAGCUGGACUCCGACCUGCAAGCACGUCAAAAAACCAGUUCAAUUGCCGCACCAGCGGCGGAGAACGACUACUCAGAAGAACGCCAUGGCUGCCAUAAUAAUGCUAGCGUUCUUGUACUCUAGGCUUAUGGCCUUCCGCGAUUGUGAAAUCGCGAACGCGUCAUCGGUCGCAGCAGCGCCCUUUGACAAGCACCCGCCGACGAGUGCUGGAGCGCCGCGCUGCUCGACGACCAAAAAGCGGCGCCGACACUUCAACUCGCGCGGCCUGAUCCAGGGACUGCCGCGGCGCGCCGCCGAGCUAGAUCGAGCCCGCGCGACGCGGUGUCCUCGAAGCUGCCUUUUUCAUUGAUGUUGUACGCCGUCGACGCGUCUCUCAUCGGUCGGUCCCUCCGCAGGCGCGAGCCGUCGUCCAAGCCCUCCUACUUCAUCGGCGCGUCGCGCCCGGCAACGACGUGUUGGUACGUGCAGAAGUAUGCCUAGGCUUUUUGUAGCGUGCCCCUGCCGCGGUACGCCGAAUAAAUGCCAGCUGAAGGUUAGGACGCGCAAUGCGUUGACGAAUAGAAAAUUACACCCCAAUUGCCCGAACAUUGGUGCACAGGGCCUCGAAAAUCGAGACACAUUUUCGGCCUCGACCGUGGAAGUUGGUUGGGGUCGUAUGAAUAGUCUUAAGACCGCGCGACGCGACAAGCACGAAGACGACGGCUUCUCGCGGCGCCACGCCGAGGGCGGGGCAGGCGGAGGCGGCAAGAGAUACGGCCUGAAAGACAUCGACGACGAUUUGAGAGAGCGGGUCCACGCGAAAUCUAUCACGCUCUGCGACGAUUUUGGUAUCUCGCCACGCGCUUAUCGACUUUUUGGCGAACUCGGAGGCGCGGCGCGGGUCGCGCAGUCGGUCCUCGGCCCGGCCGGGAGCCCUCAUUUACAGGACUGCCAGAACACGGUGAUUCGGUUCUGCAGCUUGUUCAUUACGCAGGAGGAGUUCGGCGUUUAUGACGUGGAGCGGUUGUGGACAGGGCUCUACGAUAGAAGUUUAGUAGAUGACGGUAGAAUGGGCGAGGCCGACGCCUUGAGGACGUGGGACACGUGCGUCUCCGUCGGUAAGAUGCUGGAGGGUGUCACGCUACGGCACGUCGGCGAGACGAGCCAAAACGUGCGCUGGGAGCGGGACGCGGACGACGUCAGGCGCCUGGUCGGCGAGGCGGUGCCCCUCCCCAAUCAGAAGGAUUUCCUUGAGGAGGUUCACCGGAUGGGCGUGAGGUUCGUAGCGAAACAGCACGGGCCCGAGGGGAAGAUGAUCGAGUUCCUCGUGGGUCAGCUCUUCGAGGGCGUGCUUGACAUCUGGGACUUCUUCAAGAUUUUAUUUAGGACCACUGGACGAGGAGAGAUGACGGACUUUGGCUGCCCGACGAGUGCGCCGUGCAUCGUGAUGUUGAUUUUAGGAGUGGGCUUCCCCCACAGAGCGCGCGGUGACGCCGACCUGGAGCACCGCAUCCUGCAGAAGAUCGUCCCGCUGCUUACCUGCGUCCUCGCGUUGGACCCGCGGUUCGCCCAGCGGCUCGCCGACGUCUGCGGGCAGCUGCCGAAGGCCGUGCUCGACGCCGCGGCGCCGGAGCCCUUGAAGACGCUCCGCGCCGCCGUCUCGAAUCCGCGGGGGGCCGACCUCACGGUCCUGCGGCGCAUCGUGGGGCGGAUCCCAGACGUGGCGCCGGCGUCGCGCACGGCGCCGGGCGGUGUUGCUCGGGGCGCGCCGCCGGCGCGGCGCCAGGGCACCCCGCGGCCGCGGACCAUGCCGAUCCAGACGACGGCGCAGCUCCGCCAGGGGGGCUACCUCGCCGCAUUGGUCCAGCCGCCGCCGCGCGUGUUUGACCCCAACUGGCCGACGAAGGCCCGGUCAGUAUUAGGAAAGAUCCGCGGGAUGGGGAAUGUUGGGCGGGGCCGGGGCAGCCUGAACCUGGAGGACGUGCGGCUGAUGCUCGAGCGGUACGGGUUCAGCGGGCCGCCGGGGUCGUGGAACAACAUAACUCGCGGCAUCUGCGCGCCAGGGAACUGGCCGAGGACUUCAAAGAUGAGACGUGUGACAGAGCUCGUGAAGUACCUCGAGGGCGCCCUCGCGAAAUUGCCAGCUUCCGAGGAGACGGACGUCGCGGCGCGCGUCGUGGAUCCUGAGUGGUGUAGGGACGUGCUGGACGGCCGCGGCGACGGCCUCCUCGUCGUCGGCGGGACCUUUCUAUUCAAGGGCCGCCAGCAUUGUAUCCGCUACGUGAGAUCCUGGGGCGGCACAAUAUACGUGCAGCACUACGGUGUCGACGAUGAAGUUCCGUUGCUGCUAGCGACGCCGCUGACAGAGCUCGAGGCCAUCAUGUCCAACGAGCCGGUUUCGGCGCUGGCGUCUCGCGCCACGCCAUCGCCGCCCUCGGAGGUCGACGUCAACGCCGAGGUCUCGGCCCUGUCUACGCGCGCCACGCCGCAACCGGCGUCGCUCGCGCGCACUGCGCCGGCGCCGCCGCAGCCGCGCGCCGAGCCGCCGCCGGCAUCACGCUUUGGCUACGGAGCCAACUUAGAGCUCCCGGCCCCGUCUAUGCAAUUUGCGGCGCCGGUGUUGGCGCCGACUCUAGACCGACCCUUCGACGUGGGAUGCCGCAUCCGGUUGGGAGGCUUCCUUAAGAAGACCCACUGGAACGGUCAGUACGGGAUCAUCGCGGCGACGCCGCAGGACGUCGCUGCGGAUAGUCGAGUGUACGUCGACCUGGGCGACGAUAGGACGCUUAGUUUCCGUGUCGAAAGAGUAGAAGCUUGUCCUAUCUUCGGUGAAGGAGCCGAGGUUGAGCUCUGCUGCCCCUCCGGCGCCCAAAGCGAGCACAACGAUCGGCGCGGGGUUGUGGUGGGCUUCGAGACAAGCGGUUUAUUGAAAGUAAACCUGGUAGGCGGCAGAUCGGUCUUCGCCCGGUCCGUCAACUUACGAUCUAUUCCUAGAAAUCGGCCGCGCCGCCCCAUCAAUACGUCAGGGACCUUAGCCUCUCCAUCACAAGCGCCGACGAAGAAGUCCAACAACGACGGCGCGGCGGUCCCGACGAAGUAUAAGCCCUUGUCUCCCUACUCGCCCACCGAAGAAGGUUCUGGCGCGAUUGAACAAGCGGGGUGCGACACGGCCAGUUUAUUGUUAGGCGACGCGGGCGGCGAAGAGAAGCGUAACGGGCCGUCGGACGACAUCUCUUUGGAAUCUGGCGGCGCGGGCGGCGCCUCUCCUUCAUUAGUAGAUAACCGCGGUGCGGCUUCAAAUGCGGCUUUGGAUGAGGACGGCGCGAGUGAGUCGUCUGUAGGCGACGACCGGCAGCUGCCGGGCGAGUCCGCGCGGGACCAUCGCAAACGCAUGCGCAAGCUCAAGAAAGAUCGCGAGAAACGCGAUACCUACAAAAAGACCGCGAGGUACCUGUGCUCCUCCGUGCUCGGAGACCGAUCGUUUGAAACGGUGCUCGCGGCGGUCGAAGCGGUCCAAGGCGACGCCGACGCGGCCGUGAACAACUUGAUGGGAGACGACCUCGGCGCCUAGCUCUGGUCGUGAUUCGGGCGACGAAUUGACGACCUCAUCUUACCCCUUCCCCUUUCCCCUCCCCACUCGCACGCACGGAGCCGACCUUGGUUCACUCCUCUCCUUCGGACUCCUGUGUAAUGGCGUGUUGAUAUACAUUACUCAUAUGGUCCUGACUGAGGACGCCGCGCGGCGGUUGACUCAUGUGCAACCGAAGAGGCACCUGAAGGCGCUGCUGGCGACGCAGGUGCUGUCGACCGUGACGCACGACGUCGACAUCCGGAGGGACGUGGAGUGCCGGCUCGUCGAGGCGCUCGAGAUCGUCGCCGCGGACGCCUAG